AUGCCUGAUGACCAUAGCAAGUUGGUACCACUCCUUCCCAUCCCGAACAGGACAGUGAAACGACUUUGCGCCGAUGAUAGUGCGGGUUCCCGUGUGAAACGGGGGACCUUCGGGCCUCGCGCGAUUGGAGCGGCCGAUGGCAGAUUAGGUAGUUGGUGGGAUAAAAGCUUACCAAGCCGACGAUCUGUAGCUGGUCUGAGAGGACGACCAGCCACACUGGGACUGAGACACGGCCCAGACUCCUACGGGAGGCAGCAGUGGGGAAUUUUGGACAAUGGGCGAAAGCCUGAUCCAGCAAUGCCGCGUGCAGGAUGA
Molecule: messenger RNA, 315 nt
Organism: Anisakis simplex (herring worm)
Lineage: Eukaryota; Metazoa; Nematoda; Chromadorea; Rhabditida; Anisakidae
Source: the annotation of a GenBank genome assembly